Molecule: messenger RNA, 3956 nt
Organism: Penaeus chinensis
Lineage: Eukaryota; Metazoa; Arthropoda; Malacostraca; Decapoda; Penaeidae
Product: glutenin, high molecular weight subunit DY10-like
Exons: 4
Coding region: 609-3248 (879 amino acids)
Source: RefSeq, a predicted model, not a curated record
AUUACACUCCAAAAAAAGUGGUUUCGAAAGUCGGAGGCUGGAUGAAACUUAACAUUUACCGAAAUUGUAGUAAACAUUACAGUACUGUUAAAUGGAAGUGAAGGAAGAAGUGAAACCUCAUUUCAAAGGGGGAUUUUUCAAGAGAUCUUACCCUGCCAAGUGAUAUUGCAGUAUUUCAAAGUUAUAUUUUGUACCCAAACAAUGCUAUACUAACAGUUGGAAGCAUUUUGAGUGAUAAUACAUUACUGGGUAGUAAGUGUGCAAUAAUGGAAAGUAAUACUUCAGAUGCCACACAGGGACCCCACUCUGGCAGAAUUAUCAUUCCUUUAACAGGACAAAGGACCACCCUUGUCCUAUUAUGUUGGUGGUGACUCCUAUGCCUGGUGGUUCCCCAGUUUCUGCUGUUAUUCUAGAACGCUCUCUCGUUUCUAAUUUGACAGAGUGUAUGUUUGAGAGGUCUCUUCCAAAGGAUUGCUUACUCAGGCACCGACAGAAUAUAAACCGAUAUGUCUGGAAUGGACCGCCAGUCUAUUAUAGAUUCUUGAAGGGAAAAUUUCACUGGAAACCCCCACUCUUUUAUAGAUUAUCUAAAUAAAAAUUUCACUGGAAUGGACCCCCAGGUUAUUAUAGAUUAUAUAAAGGAAAAUUUCCCUGAAAUUGACCAGUCUAUUAUAGAUUCUCUAAGGGAAAAAUUCGCUGGAAUGGACCCCCAGUCUAUUAUAGAUUCUCUGAGGGAAAAAAUCCCAAGGCAUUCUCAGACAUAUAAUGCAGAAUUUGAUUAUGGAAACUGGCUGCAAUAUGUUGAAGAAGUGAAAAAGAAGACAGUCAUAGCAUUAUGGGCCUGCCUGGUUUUAUUCCUAACAUCUUAUACAAUCUAUAAGUUCAGUAUGUGCAUUGGAGAUUUCAGGAGUUACAGCAGUAGGGUGUUCUGCUGUCGAAUUUGCGGUGACUGGGAUGAGGAAGUAGCAGCAGCAGCAGCAGCAGCAGCAGGGGCAGCAUCAAAUAACGCCUCCCAGACCGCGCCAGUGCAGCAGAUCUGUGUCGUCCCCAAUGAAUCUGAUGGCGCUGCUGGGAAACAAGAGCCGAAUGAGACUGAUAAAAAGAAAGUAUCAGCUAAAGAACAGGAUCCUGUUGUGCAAUACCCAGUUUAUGGAGGCGACCAGCCAGUGUAUACUCAGCAACCAGAAUAUGGUACACAGUAUCCAGUUUAUGGAACUCACCAACCGGUAUAUGGGGCCCAACAUCCAGUUUAUGGAGGCCAACAACCGGAUUAUGUAACUCAGCAACCACUAUAUGGAUCUGAAACCCAACAACCAGGGACUGAAACCCAACAACCAGGGUCUGAAACCCAACAACCAGGGUCUGAAACCCAACAACCAGGAUCUGAAACCCAACAACCAGGGUCUGAAACCCAACAACCAGGGUCUGAAACCCAACAACCAGGGACUGAAACCCAACAACCAGGGUCUGAAACCCAACAACCAGGAUCUGAAACCCAACAACCAGGAUCUGAAACCCAACAACCAGGGUCUGAAACCCAACAACCAGGGUCUGAAACCCAACAACCAGGGUCUGAAACCCAACAACCAGGGUCUGAAACCCAACAACCAGGGUCUGAAACCCAACAACUAGGGUCUGAAACCCAACAACCAGGGUCUGAAACCCAACAACCAGGGUCUGAAACCCAACAACCAGGGUCUGAAACCCAACAACCAGGGACUGAAACCCAACAACCAGGGUCUGAAACCCAACAACCAGGGUCUGAAACCCAACAACCAGGAUCUGAAACCCAACAACCAGGGUCUGAAACCCAACAACCAGGGACUGAAACCCAACAACCAGGGUCUGAAACCCGACAACCAGGGUCUGAAACCCGACAACCAGGAUCUGAAACCCAACAACCAGGAUCUGAAACCCAACAACCAGGGUCUGAAACCCAACAACCAGGGUCUGAAACCCAACAACCAGGGUCUGAAACCCAACAACCAGGGUCUGAAACCCAACAACCAGGGUCUGAAACCCAACAACCAGGGUCUGAAACCCAACAACCAGGGUCUGAAACCCAACAACCAGGAUCUGAAACCCAACAACCAGGGUCUGAAACCCAACAACCAGGAUCUGAAACCCAACAACCAGGAUCUGAAACCCAACAACCAGGAUCUGAAACCCAACAACCAGGGUCUGAAACCCAACAACCAGGGUCUGAAACCCAACAACCAGGGUCUGAAACCCAACAACCAGGGUCUGAAACCCAACAACCAGGGUCUGAAACCCAACAACCAGGGUCUGUUGCACAACCAGUGACUGGUUCCCAACAAUCAGUAUGCAGACCCCUACAACCAGUGAUUGUACCGCAGCAACCAAUGUAUAAACCCCAACAAGCAGUAUAUGGACCAGUGUAUAGACCCCAACAGCCAGUGAAUGGACCCCAACAGCCAGUGAAUGGACCCCAACAGCCAGUGAAUGGACCCCAACAGCCAGUGAAUGGACCCCAACAGCCAUUGUAUAGACCCCAACAGCCAGUGUAUGGAUCCCAACAGCCAGUAUAUGGACCCCAACAGCCAAUGUAUAGACCCCAACAGCCAGUGUAUGGAUCCCAACAGCCAGUAUAUGGACCCCAACAGCCAUUGUAUAGACCCCAACAGCCAGUGUAUGGAUCCCAACAGCCAGUAUAUGGACCCCAACAGCCAUUGUAUAGACCCCAACAGCCAGUGUAUGGAUCCCAACAGCCAGUAUAUGGACCCCAACAGCCAUUGUAUAGACCCCAACAGCCAGUAUAUAGACCCCAACAGCCAGUAUAUGGACCUCAACAGUCAGUGAAUGGACCCCAACAGCCAUUGUAUAGACCCCAACAGCCAGUGUAUGGAUCCCAACACCCAGUGAAUGGACCCCAACAGCCAGUGUAUAGACCCCAACAGCCAGUGAAUGGACCCCAACAGCCACUGUAUAGACCCCAACCGCCAGUGAAUGGACCCCAACAGCCACUGUAUGGACCCCAACAGCCACUGUAUGGACCCCAACCGCCAGUGAAUGGACCCCGACAGCCACUGUAUAGACCCCAACUGCCAGUGAAUGGACCCCAACAGCCACUGUAUAGACCCCAACAGCCAGUAUAUGGACCCCAACAGCCAGUGUUUAGACCCCAACAGCCAGUGAAUGGACCCCAACAGCCACUGUAUAGACCCCAACAGCCAGUAUAUGGAACACAACAACCAGAGUCCGGAGCCCAGCAGCCUAAAGAGCUAUAGUCAGUAUAUGGGACCCAGCAACCGGUUUAUAGAAGUCAGCAACCACUAUACAGACCUCAACAACCAGUAUAUGGACCUUAAUAAGGAAAUCCUGUAACUUUCCAGUAACCAGUAACCUCACCAAUGUUCCUUGUAUCUGUGUACUUCCACUGGAUCAUAUUUUGUUAGAUGGAUAGCUGACAAGGUAUUUAUGAUUGUCUUUAAAACUUCUUCCAUAGAUCGUGAUUUGAUAUACCACCAGCUCUAAAUUGCAUUUUAUGGCAGUAUAUAAUAUUGAUAAAGCUGUUAGAGAAACUUUCUACUGGUACCUGCUACAUUAAACUGACCAUGUUUUUUUUCUGAAAAAAGAGGGUACUUGUACAGUUGUCAUAUAUUUAGAGAGUUUGUACAGUCAUUAUUUAUAAUGUUUUAAUUUUUAAUAUGAAAAUAAUAGUUCAGUUUUUUUGUGAUGCAUUAAUUCAAUUGUCUUAAUAUUGUUCGUAUUUUUUUUUAUGUUUCUAAAUGUUGAUGUUUCCAUAGUUUAAAAAAAAUGAAUGGUGUAUAUUAUUGUAGUAUUUAAUGUGGAUCAGCAGUCUUCCUUGUAUUGAGUGUAUAGUCUUCUUAUGGAGUUCAAAUACAAAUUUUUCCUAAAUAUUAAUCAUAUUUUAUGUAAAACAUUCAUAAUGCUUCUCUUUUUGAUGAAUUUGUGUCAGCAAUGUCUUGAGAAAA